CCGAAAUCGCGUGAAACCCGAUCCUCCAUGGAGAAUUACACCUCGGACUCCAGCGAUUCGGAUUCCAGCGUGAAGACACUGGAUCUGUCCUAUCUGAUGCUGGAUACACAUGUGUUGCACGAUCAUUUCGUGAACGCGAAACGGCCGGAGCACGUGGACACGUUGCUGCUUCACCGGAACCGCCUGACCAGCAUUCCACGGAGCAUCGUCAGAUUCACAAACUUGAACUCGUUGUCGAUAUCGAACUGCAGAUUGCGUCAACUGCCGGACUUUCUCGGUGACUGCCCCUUGUCCUGCCUCGUAGCCAAACAGAACAAUCUAACGAACGACUCCCUGCCCAAGAGUUUCGAGAACCUGUCGGGUCUUCGUGAGCUGAACCUCAGCGGGAACCGACUGACAGACUUUCCGGAGCAAGUGCUAGAGCUCACGGAGAUUAAGUACCUUUACUUGGGGGGCAAUCAAAUCAAUGAGAUCAGCAAGGAUGUUUGGAAGUUGCAAAGAUUGCACGUACUGUCGAUGGGAGGCAACCGAUUGACGGAAGUGCCAUCGACGCUGGGCCAGCUGAAGUCGCUGCAAGCGUUGGUGCUCUGCGACAACAUGUUGGACACUUUGCCAAGUUCCAUAGCAAACUUAACUAGCCUGAAAUCGUUGCUGCUUCACAAGAACAGACUUAGGACACUGCCUACCGAGAUCAUCAGGUUAAAGUGUUUAACCGAGUUAUCCCUCAGGGACAAUCCCCUUGUAGUCAGAUUCGUCUCGGACAUGACGCACAAUCCUCCGUCUCUCCUUGAACUUGCCGCCAGGGUGAUCAAGACCAGCGACAUUCAGUAUGACGGGGAAACUAUACCGAGAAACCUGGUGGAAUAUCUAAAUAGCGGUCACUGUUGCGUCAAUCCGAAGUGUAAAGGUGUCUUCUUCAACAAUCGUGUGGAACACGUCAAGUUUGUCGAUUUCUGUGGCAAGUACCGUUUGCCCUUGCUGCAGUACCUUUGCAGCAGAAAGUGCAUAGAGUCUCGUGAUGGGGACGAGGUGGUCAGCGGCGCGAUGAUCAGAAAAGUACUCCUUGGCUGAUCCUCGAUUGGAGUCUCCUAUAUCGACGAGCUCAUCGUUCAUCGAGGAU
Messenger RNA from Dufourea novaeangliae, 1120 nucleotides. Its product is annotated as leucine-rich repeat-containing protein 58. The transcript has 4 exons. Lineage: Eukaryota; Metazoa; Arthropoda; Insecta; Hymenoptera; Halictidae. Gene Ontology annotation, molecular function: protein binding. The record is from RefSeq and is a predicted model, not a curated record. Bases 28 to 1071 code for a protein of 347 amino acids.